UAGUCGACAACCUCGCACCAUGCCAGUGUCUCUUCUUAUUUGUACCUACUAGUGCCGGCACUCCCAAUGCUCGACAGUCAUAUGUUGUUGGCGCAGGCGCAGGCGGGGCACAGCUACUCGCGGCCGUACCUCACCCGUUCACGAUCUCAAACCAAUCCAGCGCCAUCAGUAUUGCAAGAGCAAUCAGAGUCGCAGGAUGGCAGAGCGACCAAUGAACCAGUUAACACGUUACGGCCAACACAUUCAAGGUCGAAGUCAUAUCUUCCUCCCUCCUCCCAUGAACACUCCAAAACCCGCACCAUCCUUACUGGUCCAGUCGCCUCGGCCGCUUCGGCCAUAGAGAAAAGCGCAGAGAGAUUGCCACGCCUUCACCUUCCAGGCUCCAGUCACCGUCACCACCAACAUACACUCUCACAUUCACAUUCAUCCAUCAACUCCAAAAGCCAGAUAUCUGAACGCAGCAGCAAACAUGAACGUCACCGACGCGGCCACCGUUCGACACAAUCCGAAGCACAUGCACAUAAGCCACGAGGAAAGUCGAGGGACGGUCUGCCACAUCUCGUCGCAGGCCUCAACGCCGAACGUGCCAGCCACCAGCACCACCAACAAUACCAACAAUACCAAGCACGCGACGCCUUUGGACCUAGUGACACCUCAAUGGCCGACUUUGCAUCUGGCGGCAGGUUCGACCUGCUAACUCGAAGCAACACACAAGCACGCAACCAAACCCUGAACGACUCCCAACAGGCCGACGCAGGCCUCACACGCCGACCCAGCACGGUUUCAGAAAUAAUGGCGCGCGGCGACGCCGCCAAAUUUGCCAAACGUCUCCACGUCAAGAAACAUGAAAUCGAGCAACGAGACGUCGAGAUCGCAGAAGCCGAAGAAGAACUCCGGUCACGAAUCGGACAAAUCACCAGCACAGGAGUAGAAAUCACACGCCGCUUGGAUUACGGGUAUUACAACCUCUUGGAAAAAGUCAACAGCCUCGUCGGAACCAUCACAUCCUUCCAGAGCCUCAGCCGACAAACAGAAGUCAUGAUCCACAAUUUCGACAAAGAAACGCAGCGAAUGGAAAGCGAUGCACGAAGAAGAAUCGCAGCUUUUCACGAGGGAAUGGACAAAAGAGCCGAAAAAGGUCGUAUGUUGAAAGAAAGAGGCGAUCGAGUCGGAGCUAAAGCUGAGGAAUUGGAAGCUCGUCUUGAAAAUGCGAGGAUCAUCUUGCAGAAUUUGGAGGCGAGAGAAGAACGUGAUCGUGAGAGAUGGAGACAUGUAAGUGGGUUUAUGCGUUGGUCGUUGGCUUUGUUUGUGGGUGUGGUUCUGGUUCUGGCUUUGUCCAAGUCGUGGUGGGCGGAUGAUGCGAGAGAUGUGGUUUCGGCCAUGACCAUGCGGUCGACUACUCCUCCUCAUCCUCAUGUGGUGGCGACGGGUGUCGAUGUCGAUGUCGAUGUCGAUGUGGAUGAUGUUCCGACAAGGCAGACUUUGAAUUUCCAUAUGCCCGACGAUGUGAGGGAACUUAUGCGUGCGAUUGCUGCAAAGAGGCAUCUUGCGAAUCGAACGGUUGAGGUUCCGGGAUCGGGAUCGUUGGAUGCAGCCGCUGGUACUAAGGGUGUCGGAGGCGAUCAUGAUGAGCAUGUGGAUGUCUCUUCUGGACAGAUACCCCGUGAUGAUGACCCUAGAUUGAGGCGUUUGGAUGAAUUGUAG
Messenger RNA from Exophiala mesophila, 1704 nucleotides. RefSeq lists its product as uncharacterized. The transcript has a single exon. The record is from RefSeq and is a predicted model, not a curated record. Bases 67 to 1704 code for a protein of 545 amino acids. Lineage: Eukaryota; Fungi; Ascomycota; Eurotiomycetes; Chaetothyriales; Herpotrichiellaceae.